Messenger RNA from Toxotes jaculatrix (banded archerfish), 1111 nucleotides. RefSeq names its product LYR motif containing 5a (gene lyrm5a). Gene Ontology annotation, cellular component: mitochondrion. The record is from RefSeq and is a predicted model, not a curated record. The transcript is spliced from 3 exons. The coding region runs from base 123 to 401 and encodes 92 amino acids. NCBI's taxonomy places the organism in Eukaryota, Metazoa, Chordata, Actinopteri, Toxotidae. Gene Ontology annotation, biological process: respiratory electron transport chain.
CGAAACGACAUACGGCAGAGUGUACAACUGAGCUGUCCACUGUUGCCAAAGGAAGGACAAAGUGGACAGGAGACGUCUCUCCAGCACAGCUUGAGAGGGUGAAAGGCCACCUCGUUUCUGACAUGGCCAACCCUUUAAGGGGUGAGGUUAUCAGACUUUACAAAAAUUGUGUUUUCCGUCAUCUAAAGCUGCUGUAUCUUGGCCGAGAGUACCCCCAGGGAUCAGCGUAUUUCAGAGAGCGCCUGAAGUCAGCCUUCAUGAAGAACAAGGAUGUGACAGACCCCGAGAAGAUUAAAAAGCUGGUGGCCCGGGGCGAGUUCGUCAUCAAGGAACUAGAAGCUCUCUAUUUCCUCAGGAAAUAUCGAGCUAUGAAGAAAAGGUAUUAUGAACCAGAAAAAUAACUACAUACAAAUACAUCUAAAGAUUAUCUUUCUGAAAUGAAAUACAACCAAUGGGAACAGUGAGCCAAAGUACAGUCAAAGUGUCGGUGAUAUUUACUUCAUCAGAUCAUGCAGCAGUCUUUUAUUUUAACACACACACCUAUUGAGAACACAAACUCCCUGCAGUUGCACUUAAACAGAAACAAACGGUGCUCGCCUCAUAAUAAAUUGGAAAAUCCCUCUGCAAUAAGUGCCAGAAAGUGAUGAUGAUGAUGUUGCUGUUACUUAAUGUGCUGUGUUUUUUAUACAGAACUUGCACCUUGAUGUCAGUGUUUGGGGUUAGGCCUGGUUUGGAUCAGUGUCAGAUUUAUAAUCAAGCCUAAAUCAGCAUUUCAUCAGGUCCAUUAAUUUAUUAUCUAAUUUGAAACAGUUAUUUGGAUCAUGGCUAUUGUCAAGAAGUUAGAGCUAAUAAAGACACAAACAUCCACCUGGUCUGUAAUAAAGUGUAGAGGCUGAGGUAUCAGACUGACUGAAUCAUAUUGUGAAAUGUAUUUUUUUUUUUAUAUCUGUGUAUAUAUUUGUAAAUACAUGGUCAUAUUUCUUGAAUAGUGAAUGUACAUGACUAUGUAUCUAUGCACUAUUAGAUAGAAAUCAAAAAUAAAUUUUGCAAAAAUGUACAGUUGUUUCAAAACAGUGAUGUUCGGUGUCAUAAUAAAUAUUAUAAAACCACA